Molecule: messenger RNA, 2967 nt
Organism: Rana temporaria (common frog)
Lineage: Eukaryota; Metazoa; Chordata; Amphibia; Anura; Ranidae
Product: NACHT, LRR and PYD domains-containing protein 3-like
Exons: 7
Coding region: 286-2832 (848 amino acids)
Biological process (GO): regulation of apoptotic process
Cellular component (GO): cytoplasm
Source: RefSeq, a predicted model, not a curated record
CGCCGGGGGGGCAGGGGCGGCAAAAUGCACCUUCGCCUGAGUUGGCAAAAAUCCAUGCACCGGCCCUGUCCGUGUGCACAAAUGAUGCCCCACCGUGAACUUCAAUUCCAUUCUAUCAUGAAAAAAUCUUGACUCCAUUUAGGACAACUUAGUUCCAGAAAUUAUUCAUGAAACAAAUGAAUCAAAGCCUUGCCAUGCUAACUAAAACCGUCUAUUUAAUAUUACUAUAAAGGUGAGGAGCACUUUUUGGAUAAACAUCGUAAUGACCUUAUCCAGCAUAUAACGAUGGUACAUCCCGUGUUGGACUGUCUAUUGGAAGGAGGUCUCCUGACUCAGGAACAGUACGACAUUGUGAAGGAAUCAGAAGUCAUAACCCAGGAGAAGAUGAGAGUUCUUUAUAAGUUCGUCAGUGGUUGGAGCUUCUCUCACAAGGACACGCUCUACCGAGCUCUGAAGACCAGCAAUCCCGGGGUCAUUGAAAACCUAGAAGGAAAUUCCCAAUCAGAGAACAUAGAAAAGGCCUCGCCUGGUGACCCCAUGGAAGAUUGUAGAGUACAAUAUAUGGCAGUGAUGAAACAGAAUUUCCAGUGCGUCAGAGAGCACAACUCCCGUAUAGGAGAGGCAAUUAGUCUGGACAGAACAUACACCAGUCUCCUAAUGGUAGAGGGUCAUCGGAGUAGAAAAGAGAAAGAACAUGAAAUAACGUCUUUAGGCAUAAGACUUCAACAAACAAUGGAUGAAGGAUCUUCUGAUGGAUGGACCCACAUUCCACUCCAAACUCUGUUCAAUCCCAAUCAAUGGGGAGUUAUUCCCAAAAUCGUAGUUUUAAAAGGACCUGCCGGGAUUGGAAAAACGAUGACCUCCAAGAAGAUCAUGCUGGACUGGGCCUCGGGAAAUUUCUACCAAGAUGACUUCAGCUUUGCGUUUUACCUUGGCUGUAGAGAACUCAAGACCAUCACCAAUAAAAUAAGCCUUGCCAGACUUUUAUCGAGAAGCAGCAAAUUUCAUUUUCCAGAGAAUGUGAUUCGGUCCAUUCUGAGUAAUCCUAGUAAAUUACUCUUUAUCAUCGAUGGUUUUGAUGAGGGGAGAUGGACUCUGAAGGAUGAUUUUGAAGGUUGCGGUGACCCAUUUCAGGAAACUCACCAAGAAGUUUUGUUGCGAAGUUUGGUCACUAAACAAAGUCUCUCUGAAGCUUCUCUGAUUAUCACCACAAGGCCAUUUGCCUUAGAGAAGUUGGAUGAAUUUAUUGGAGACGUGUCUUCACGUCAUGUGGAAAUUCUGGGAUUUACAGCGGAAAACUGUGAGAAAUAUUUCUACAACUCAUUUAACACUGAAGAUGAUGCAGUCAAGGCUCUGAAGAUGAUAAAAGACAAUAUAGUUCUGUACACCAUGUGUGCCGUCCCCAUCACUUGCUGGAUUGUGUGCACUGUAUUGAAACAACAAUUAAAAGAAGAUGUGGAUUUAACGGAGUGUAGAACAGCCACCUCUCUCUACCUUCUCUACCUCAAGGGUCUUACAAAGUACCACGGGAGAAACCAGCCAGUGCACAGUUGCCUGAAGAAGUUGUGUGCUCUGGCCAAUGAGGGCAUAUUGAAUCGGCAAAUCUUAUUUGAGGAGGAAGAUCUAGAAAGGCAUGGCCUCUCUCUGUCUGAGGUUGAGUCUGUAUUCCUCAAUGAGAACAUCUUUCACCAGGAUAUUGACAGUAGCACUUGCUACGGCUUCAUUCACCUAAGCAUGCAGGAGUUUUUGGCUGCUCUGUAUUAUAUAAUGAAGGAGGAGGACGAGGAGGCCAUAAGAGGCCAGGAGACUUUCCUUCCAGAGAUCUGUGAGGGAAAAAGCCUCUUGGGCUUGUGUUCUUCUAGUCCGCACUUGUCAUUCGUUUUACGUUUCCUCUUCGGCCUCACAAAUGAAAAACAGCUAAAGGAGUUGUCAAAGAUCACAAGACGUAGCGUUUCUUUCCGAACAGCACCCGCUAUCAGAAAUUGGCUUGCUGCAGAAGACCCAAUCAAAUACAGACCCAUGCAAAUUUCCUGCUUGUAUGAGACACAGGAUGAGGAUUUUAUACGGACAGUGAUGGGCCGAAGCACACACUUGGAAUUCAACAUGAUGGAGAGCAAAAUCUUCACCAGACAGCUGGCCUACUGUUUGAGGUUCUCUGCAGAUAUUAGUGCUCUAACCUUUGAAUGCUAUAUAACGGUACAGAAGGACCUGGAAGUACUCUCUCCCUUCCUGCACAAGUGUUCUUAUCUAAGGAUAGCAAAUUAUGUACAUUUCUCAUCAAUGCCAUGUAUCAUUUUGCGGGACCUUCUUAUCAAAAGCCAGAACCUGAAGCAACUGGAUCUAUCAGAAAUACAUCUGCGCAUCCAAGAUGUCCAAAUUCUGUGUCAGGGACUUAGACAUCCAGACUGCACCCUGCAGGAGUUGGGUUUGCUUUGUGAUCUGAACAUCUUCAACUGUCACGAUCUCCAUCUCAUCACGACGUUCAAGCCUCGUCUUCAACUCUAUGUGAUCUUUCAUGUGAGCUCCACAAUGGCCGUGUCAGAAGCCGAGAGGUUGUGCCAAAUCCUCCGACAUCCACAUUACGCCUUUCUCAACGAUUCCAUAUUACACGAUCAAUCGCCCAGGCCGUUUCAUCAAAUACUUUUUUUUGGGUGCAAAACAUCCUGGCAGAGACAAAUGGGCCCCACCUAUAGAAGAGGUGGUGUCAUGCCUUGUUUGGGUGCUGCAGCUCUCCCGACAUUAUUUGGAUUUGGAUCUUCAUCGAUCUACGUACACUCAAAGCACCCCCUCCUGGCUUCAUGUAAUUACCGUUGUAUCAAAAACCUGAAAUGAAGACUGAACCCAGGGCCAGCAUUAGAAAUCAUGGAGCCCCGUACAGCCUACACCACUGAGCCCCCUACCUGACAGGGUCAGAGCCCUAUCUGACCACCCUUUCCCUUAACCACUUCAGCCCUGGACCAUUUGGCU